This is a messenger RNA of Necator americanus (New World hookworm), 495 nucleotides long. RefSeq lists its product as uncharacterized. Bases 1 to 495 code for a protein of 164 amino acids. The record is from RefSeq and is a predicted model, not a curated record. The transcript has a single exon. Lineage: Eukaryota; Metazoa; Nematoda; Chromadorea; Rhabditida; Ancylostomatidae.
AUGGCAAAAGUCUCCCAUACAUUGCAAAAAGGUGCUGUCGUCCAGCACCAUGCCAGAGCUCAUGCCUUGAAAGAUGGAAUGCCUGAGGGAAUCAUGGAAUCUUUGGCGGGAAAUAUCCGUCUUGUUACAUUGCACUGCCUGUCGCUGUCAAGUGAACUCCAGCAAGCCGCUCUAUGCAGUCUUCUGCGAUAUCUCUAUUCACCGUUUGCUGCAUUGCAGGAAACACGCAUCAGGGAACGCCCUCUCAUCAGUAUCGACAUUUAUACCACCUUCUGCUGCGGUGCUGAUGUAAGGAAAGUAGGAGGCUACACAGUAGCUGUCAGGAACAAUUAUAUCAACCUGGUGGAGGAGUUUGGAUCAACGUCGUCAAGAUGCGCUUCUGUACGAUUGCGGGAUCGCAGAGGACUCACUUCUGGGUCGCAGGUGCUCAUGCAUCUACGGAGACUGCAGAGAACCACAACAGGGAUGCGUUUUAUGAUGAACUCAAUACGUUGA